This is a messenger RNA of Spodoptera exigua (beet armyworm), 481 nucleotides long. Lineage: Eukaryota; Metazoa; Arthropoda; Insecta; Lepidoptera; Noctuidae. The record is from the annotation of a GenBank genome assembly.
AUGAACGCUCUACUGAUAGCUGUCUUCGCUUUAGCCGCUCCUCUUGUUUUUGGGUAUGACGAAAAAUACGACAAAUUAGAUGUGGACAAGAUUCUGGGUGAUGACGCACUCUUCACCGCCUAUAUCGAUUGCAUGCUGGAUAAAGGACCCUGCUCUGUUGAACAUUCAGCUGAUUUCAGACAAUUGCUGCCUGAAGUUAUAUCCACAGCUUGCGCAAAAUGCUCAGCCAUACAGAGACAAAAUGUCAGGAAGACAGUCAAGGCUCUUAGUGAGAAAAAACCUGAUGACUUCGCCCAAUUCCGUACCAAAUUCGACCCUAAAGGCGAAUACGAAAAAGCCUUCAGUGCUUUCGUCAUCGGUACAGACUAAAAGAAAACUUUCGAUUAAAAUGAUCGUUAUUGACGUUGGACUUAUGGCUUAUUCUUGAAUGGAACUAUGAAACUGAUUUAAACUAUGUGGAGCAUUACAAUAAAUAAGAAGC